AUGGAACGUGUGGAACUCGCACUUCUCCAACUUGAGAUUGAGGUGGUGUUCUCUCAGCUUUUGGAGGACCUGCGUCAUGUGUUGGCGAUGUUCGGUCAGGUUACGGGAGUAGAUCAGAAUAUCGUUAAUGUAGACGAUGACGAAGCGUUGCGGUGGCCUGUCGGAGUGAUCAUGUAUCUGAAUGAGGUUGUAGGUGCUUCGCAGGUCCAGCUUGGAGAAGAUGCAAGCCCCACGGAGCUCUUCCAGGGCGGCAGGGACCAGAGGAAGAGGAUAGCUGAAUUUGACGGUUUGAGGAGUUUCCAGUCUCUCUCAGCUCCUCCUGAAUCUACAGACGUCAAUGACAAUCCCUUCAGUUCUCUCUCCUCUUUUGAUGGCGUGAGAGAAUCUGUCCAUCAGCUGAGAGACAGACUGGAGGAUUUCUGCAAAGAGAAGAAGAUCUCUGACAGAGUCACUCUCUCCAACAUUGUUCCCAGGACCAGGAACGACUUCCUACAAUAUUCCCAUCAGCUCACUCUGGAUCUGAACACAGUGAAUAAACACCUCCGUCUGUCUGAGAGGAACAGAGUGAUUACUGACACUUACCCAGAGUUUCAAUCAUAUCCUGAUCAUCCAGACAGAUUUGAUCAUUUUGCUCAGGUGUUGUGUAGAGAGAGUGUGUGUGGACGCUGUUACUGGGAGAUUGAGUGGAGUGGUGGACGUGUGUAUAUAUCAGUGUCAUAUAAGAGCAUCAGCAGGAAGGGAUCGGGUAAUGAGAGUUUCUUUGGAUCUAAUGAUCAGUCCUGGAGUUUGUUCUGCUCUUUCUCCGGAUACUCAAUCAGACACAAUAACAUACAUAAUAAACUCCGAGUAAAGCCCAUCAGCAGUAGAACAGGAGUGUGUGUGGAUCACAGUAGAACAGGAGUGUGUGUGGAUCACAGUAGAACAGGAGUGUGUGUGUGUAACAGGAGAACAGGAGUGUGUGUGUGUUACAGUAGAAUAGGAGUGUGUGUGGAUCACAGUGCAGGAACUCUGUCCUUCUACAGCGUCUCUGACACAAUGAGCCUCAUCCACACCGUCCAGACCACAUUCACUCAGCCGCUCUAUCCUGGGUUUAUGGUUUAUUAUGGAUCAUCAGUGAAACUGUGUUGAUAUAUCAGAAUAGACUGUAGAGAGAUUCUA
Rhinichthys klamathensis goyatoka is the source of this 1158-nucleotide messenger RNA. Its product is annotated as tripartite motif-containing protein 16-like protein. Gene Ontology annotation, molecular function: protein binding. The transcript is spliced from 5 exons. The record is from RefSeq and is a predicted model, not a curated record. The coding region runs from base 1 to 1128 and encodes 375 amino acids. Lineage: Eukaryota; Metazoa; Chordata; Actinopteri; Cypriniformes; Leuciscidae.